CUACCAUUUCUUCCCCGUCUCAAUAGCCUCGCCAUUCUCUCCGACCACAAUUCAUCACUGGCUUCUUAGUACAUGGCCGCCGCAUUUCAAUCCUCUGCUCUGUGCUUCACCGGAGUCUCAGCAUCUUCCGGCCGAAGAAACUUUGGGGGGAGUCAAUUCUCGGGAUCGUCGCCUGCUUCUCAGAGAUUCCGUUCCCGAUCUUCAGCUGCCCUUCCCAGCUCCAGAAUUCAUGGAAGAGCAUUGCCAAGCGACAAUGUGCCACUUGAAGAGGAUGGAUCUCGACUCGUUGUUUGUUUUGGGGAGAUGCUAAUCGAUUUUGUCCCAACCACAAGUGGACUUUCUUUAGCCGAAGCGCCUGCUUUUAAAAAGGCUCCAGGUGGUGCACCAGCGAAUGUUGCUGUUGGCAUAUCUCGCCUAGGUGGUUCAUCGGCUUUCAUAGGCAAGGUCGGUGAAGAUGAAUUCGGCUUCAUGCUUGCCGAUAUUUUGAUGGAGAAUAAUGUGAACAAGGAAGGGAUGCGGUUCGAUCCCGGGGCUCGCACUGCUUUGGCAUUUGUAACACUUAGAAAGGAUGGGGAGCGUGAAUUCAUGUUUUACCGUAAUCCUAGUGCUGAUAUGUUGCUGCAACCGAAUGAACUUGAUUUUGAAUUAAUUAAGAGGGCAAAAAUUUUCCAUUAUGGUUCCAUAAGCUUAAUUACUGAGCCAUGCAAAUCAGCACAUGUUGCUGCAGCUAAAGCUGCAAAGGAUGCUGGUGUAAUUCUGUCAUAUGAUCCGAACCUGAGGCUUCCGCUAUGGCCAUCAGCAGAUAGUGCCAGGGAAGGAAUCUUAAGCAUAUGGGAUACUGCUGAUAUCAUUAAGAUUAGUGAAGAGGAGAUUUCAUUUCUGACACGAGGAGAAGACCCAUAUGAUGACGAUGUUGUUCGUAAACUCUACCAUCCAAACCUCAAAUUGCUCCUUGUCACAGAAGGCCCAGCAGGUUGUCGAUAUUACACCAAGGAGUUUAAUGGAAGAGUUGCGGGGUUGAGGGUGGAAGCUGUGGACACUACUGGUGCAGGAGAUGCCUUUGUAGCUGGUAUACUGUCGCAAUUAGCAUCCGAUGAAUCAUUGCUUCAGAACGAGGGGCGGUUGAGAGAGGCUUUGAGUUUCGCGAAUGCUUGUGGCGCUUUGACUGUGACAGAGAGAGGCGCGAUCCCCGCCCUGCCCACAAGAGAAGCUGUCCUCAGCGCCAUGCUUCUCAAACCAGCAGCAGCUUGAGAGAAUGCAUGCAACUGAAGCUGAUGUUGUACCUCUGUUUCACACUUCUUUAAGGUAAGCGACAUUUUCAAACAUGCAUUGUAAUACUAUUUGCUGGUUUUCCUCCCUUGUGGAUGUUACAUGUGUUCUUUAAAUCAUUAGGCUGUAAGUGUGGCAUAGAGCCUGGAUAUGUGGAGAAAAAAAAGAGGCUACCAUAGGAGGAGCCCUAGCGUCAAAGGUGGGGUUUUUUUGGUAAUGAAUGCGUCACAAUGUAGGAUG
Molecule: messenger RNA, 1509 nt
Organism: Cuscuta campestris
Lineage: Eukaryota; Viridiplantae; Streptophyta; Magnoliopsida; Solanales; Convolvulaceae
Source: the annotation of a GenBank genome assembly